CAGUACCGCCUUAAGACGUAAGCAGUGACCGACACCACCUUCCAGAACCUUCCCUUCAUACACCGUAUAAAUAAAAUCCAAUCUUCCAAUAAAUCCACUUUCAUCAACAAUUCAACACCUAAUUCAAAACGAUGUCGUAUCCUCCAUCGCUGGAAUUCGAAACAUUCAUCCGUGAUUUCAUCACAUCACACGCCACAACAAUCUUCGCCGCUGUACCUCCGCCGCACGACGACGGCACCGUCGAGCCACUCAUCUUCACCCUUCACUCCAAUCUACUAACAAAUCCGGCGAAAGAAGGAGCGUUACCGGCGUCAAAAGCGGCAAUAGAGGCGUUACCGACGGUAACAGUAACGGAACAAGAAGACUGUGCGAUAUGUUUAACGGAGAUGUGUUUGACGGAGUACGAAGCAAAAGAGAUGCCGUGUAAGCACCGGUACCAUUCGGAUUGUAUAACGAAGUGGUUAGGGGUUCAUGGAUCGUGUCCGGUGUGUAGGUAUGAGAUGCCGGUGGAUGAGGAGGAGGAGAAGAAGCGGAGGGACGGUGCUGUAGGGUGGCAAGUGACGGUUACGGUGGUGAGGAGUGGUUCGGUGGAUGAACCGGAUUUGAGUGGGUCGGGUUCAGUUGAAGAUGUGGAUGUUGAGAUGGUUGGUGGUGGGGGUAAUCAUAGCAUGGAAGAUUUAGAUUAGGGUUUGGAUUAGUUUUUUUUGGGUAUUGAAAGGGGAAAGUUAUAUGUGUAGACAUAUAGUUAGGUUUUUAUUUGUUUUAUUUUUUAAGUUUGAUUUUGAUGAUUUAACGAAGUUAAAUUUUCUGAUUGAACAUUGUGAUUAAGUGGGUGUUUUGGAAGGGGAAAGUUAUAUGUAUAGACAUAUAGUUAGGUUUUUAUUUGUUUUAUUUUUUAAGUUUGAUUUUGAUGAUUUAACGAAGUUAAAUUUUCUGAUUGAACAUUGUGAUUAA
Helianthus annuus (common sunflower) is the source of this 954-nucleotide messenger RNA. RefSeq names its product E3 ubiquitin-protein ligase MPSR1. Lineage: Eukaryota; Viridiplantae; Streptophyta; Magnoliopsida; Asterales; Asteraceae. The coding region runs from base 132 to 686 and encodes 184 amino acids. The transcript has a single exon. The record is from RefSeq and is a predicted model, not a curated record. Gene Ontology annotation, molecular function: ubiquitin protein ligase activity. Gene Ontology annotation, cellular component: cytoplasm. Gene Ontology annotation, biological process: protein ubiquitination.